Juglans microcarpa x Juglans regia is the source of this 3914-nucleotide messenger RNA. Its product is annotated as kinesin-like protein KIN-14J. Gene Ontology annotation, biological process: microtubule-based movement. The coding region runs from base 342 to 3686 and encodes 1114 amino acids. The record is from RefSeq and is a predicted model, not a curated record. The transcript has 22 exons. NCBI's taxonomy places the organism in Eukaryota, Viridiplantae, Streptophyta, Magnoliopsida, Fagales, Juglandaceae. Gene Ontology annotation, molecular function: microtubule binding; microtubule motor activity; ATP binding.
AUCCAAAAUUUUGAGAUUAUUGAAUAAAGCAUUUAUCUCAAAUAAAAGAGGGACAGACCGAGAGGAAUAGAGGGGCCUCUCUCCUCUCGUCUCUCGUCGUUCCGGUCUCUGAAAUCUCGGCCCCAACUAACGGAAUUUCGCUUUCGUUUCUCCGACAGAUCGGUCCGUAACGCCCGCGGUUUCUCCAUCGUAUGUUUGUACGUUGACAUAUAUCCGAUCUCGGAGCUCUGAGAUUUCUCUGGUCUCCGAAGGUCUCUACCGCAUUUCAGAAUCCUAUGAGUCCUCCUCAGCACUGUGCCCAGGGUUGAUCUUGGAAACAAGGCAUUUGGGAGGGUCUCAACAUGAGCACCUGGUUAGAGCCGCUCACUGGUGAAAAUAGGGGAUUCUAUUCAAAUGGGGCUCAUGGUGAAGAUGUUGAACAGCUAGAGAGUUUUGGGGGUAUGGCGGAAGGUGACCGGCAGUCUUCUCUGGUGGAGUGGUUAAAUGGUAUGCUUCCUCAUUUAAAUUUGCCAUUGGAAGCUUCAGAGGAGGAACUGAGAGCAUGCUUGAGUGAUGGCACUGUUUUAUGCAGUAUCUUGAACAAGCUCAGUCCUGGUUUGGUAGAAAUGGGAGGCGGCGGUUCUGAGACCGUACCAAAUGCCAGAACGUUUUUGGCAGCUAUCAAUGAAAUAGGAUUCCCUGGCUUUGAACUAUCUGAUCUAGAGCAGGGAUCUAUGGUGCCAGUUUUGCAGUGCCUUAAUACCCUUAGGGUUCAAUUUAACUCUAAUGUUGGUGGAGAGAACUUCCAAAAUCAUUUGAGAAAAAGGUGGGAUAUGUCAGAGGUAGGCUCUUUAAAGGGAAUCGAUUACUCUGAAAGGUAUGUUUCAUGUGGACAACAUUCAGCUGAAAAUGGAGGAGAAUGGCAAAGAGACUCUGUUGAUGCCAGAUUUCAACAUUCUUUGCAUGGUCCUUCAGAGUCAUCAGAUGCUUUAAUACAUCAUCUUGGAUAUAAAUUGCAUGACAUGUUGCAAUUGAAGCAAGGAUGUUUUCCUGAUUCUUCUGAUGCCAAAAUUGUUGAGAUGAUCAGGUCUAACAAUUUGGAUAAGGUAUCAACUCAAUCACUUUUCAACAUAGUGAAUAAGAUUUUGGAUGAUAGCUUGCAAAGAAACCACGGGGAUGUUCUUGAGUUUGUGGCAUGGUUGUUGAGAAAAGUCAUCCAAGUGAUUGAAGAGCGAAGUUCAACUCUAGCAGAAAACUUAAGAACUCAAAAUAAUCUUUAUAAAGUUCGUGAGGAAAAGUAUCAAUCAAGAAUAAGAGUACUUGAGGCCCUUGCAACAGGGACUAGCGAAGAAAUUGAGGUUGUCAUGAAACAACUUCAACAGAUAAAGAUUGAGAAAAACCAAAUAGAAGAUAAAAAGAAACUUGAAGAGCAGGAAGUGCAGAAGUUAAGGGAGGAGAAGGCUCGUAGUAACAUGGAGAUUUUGACACUAAAAGAAGAGCUAGAAAUGGCCAAAAGGACACAUGAAGCUCAUUGUUUGCAAUUAGAAUCAAAUGCUAAGGAAGCUAAAGUUGAGUCGCAGAAAAAGUUAACAGAACUUGAGUGCCUUUUAACAGAUUCGAGGAAGAAAGUAGAAGAGCUUGAGGGAUUUUCUGAAUCUAAAUUACGGAGAUGGAAAAAGAAAGAAAGAAUCUAUCAGAGCUCUAUAGAUUAUCAAUUUGGAGCUUUGCAGGAAUUAAGGGCAGCUUUAGAGUCCAUAAAACAUGAAGUGUUGAAGACAAAAAGAAGUUACCCAGAGGAAAUCAAUUACCUGGGACUUAAGCUUAAAGGACUAGCAGAUGCUGCUGAAAAUUACCACAUGGUUUUAACUGAAAAUCGUAGGUUGUACAACGAGGUUCAGGACUUGAAAGGAAAUAUUAGAGUUUAUUGUCGCAUAAGACCAUUCCUUCCAGGACAAAGUAAGAAGCAGACCAUUAUCGAAUAUAUUGGUGAAAAUGGUGAACUAGUUCUUGUGAAUCCCUCUAAACAAGGAAAAGACAGCCGUAGAUUGUUCAAGUUUAACAAGGUUUUUGGUCCAACAUCUACUCAAGAGGAGGUAUUUAUGGACACCCAACCGUUAAUCCGGUCUGUCCUUGAUGGAUACAAUGUCUGCAUAUUUGCUUAUGGCCAAACAGGCUCGGGAAAGACAUAUACGAUGAGUGGGCCUAGUGUAUCUUCAGAAGAGGACUGGGGGGUCAACUAUCGGGCAUUAAAUGAUCUUUUCCAGAUUUCUAAAAGCAGGAAAAGCUCCAUUGCAUAUGAAGUUGCUGUUCAGAUGGUUGAGAUAUAUAAUGAACAAGUUCGUGAUCUUCUAUCAACUGAUGGCCCUCAAAAAAGACUUGGGAUUUGGAACACCACGCUACCGAAUGGGUUAGCUGUCCCUGAGGCAGGCAUGCACCCUGUUCAGUCAACUGCAGAUGUCUUGGAGUUAAUGAACAUUGGUUUAAUGAAUAGGGCAGUUGGUGCCACAGCCCUGAAUGAAAGGAGUAGCAGAUCCCAUAGCGUUCUCACUGUUCACGUUCGAGGCAUAGACUUGGAGACCGAUGCUGUUUUGCGUGGUAGUCUACAUUUGGUAGAUCUUGCCGGUAGUGAAAGAGUGGGUCGGUCUGAAGCAACUGGGGAUAGGCUUAGGGAGGCACAACAUAUAAACAAAUCACUAUCAGCUCUUGGAGAUGUAAUUUUUGCUCUAGCACAAAAGAAUCUACAUGUACCUUACAGAAAUAGCAAAUUAACUCAAGUACUUCAGGCUUCUUUAGGUGGUCAAGCAAAAACCCUCAUGUUUGUACAGCUUAAUCCGGAUAUAGAUUCCUACUUCGAAACUAUAAGUACCUUGAAGUUUGCAGAGAGGGUUUCUGGUGUAGAAUUAGGUGCUGCUCAGAGCAACAAAGAGGGAAGAGAUGUCAGAGAACUUAUGGAACAGGUGGCAUCCCUCAAGGACAUAGUUGCAAAGAAAGAUGUUGAGAUUGAGCACUUGCAGCGUCUCAAGGCUAGUGCCAAUGGUACGAAGCGUGGCAUGACCUCAUUUAGGCAUGGGUCUUCCUCUCCGAGAAGACACUCCGUAGGGACUUCUCGACAAAGGCAAAGUCUGAGAGGAGGAAAAGGUUCGGGGCUUAUGGAGAAAGCAGCUUCAGACAUGGAUAACUGUUCAGAGUACAGCGAUAAGCACUCUGAUGCUGGUUCUCAGCACUCAAUGGAAGGAUUUAGUAGACAUCAGAAGGAAUUGUCUCCUCACUUGAAGCUAUCUGGAGGGGAUCUAGGCCAGUAUUCUAAUGAAGACAUUGAGCUCUUGGGCUUUGGGGAUGCAGAUUCUGAGGAAAGAUUAAGCGAUAUAUCUGAUGGUGGUCUUUCAAUGGGAACAGAAACUGAAGGCUCAAUAUGCAGUGUUGUGGAGUACACUCUUUUCCCUGAAGUUGCAAAACCACCUGAAAACACAUCUCCCGAGUGCAUACCAGCUGAGAACACGCCUGUUCAGAACAAAGGGAAGCUACUGAUGCUAGAACGCAGGCCAAGUUUACCAUCUAAACUUCCAAAGCCCACUCCAAAGCCGGUGCAGACUAAAUGUUCUUGGCAAUCAUUGACCAGCAGCUCCUCAAAGAUUUCAUCAUCAAGUGCUAGGAAAACUUAUGCUGGCAGUUCCUCUGCACCAAAGCCCCUCAAACGGUGGCAAUGAGUUUGGUUGGCUGGGGAAGAAGAGAAUUCUUAUGACCUAACUAGCUUGUAUCUAUGGUAGGAACCCACUGUAGUUCUGUACUCUUUUAACUUUACUGUGCGCCUUAGUUUAGAUUAUGCCCUGCUUCCAUUUAUGUCUCGUAUUGGAAGAGGCGAUUGAAACCUUCCCACUCUGUAAAAUGUGUAGGUUUAGGAUCAUAGUGCAACUUCCUUCUGUUGGAUUUCUCUA